AUGAUUCGUGAAGAUGAGAGAAUGAAAGGAGAUGUGACGCCACUCAUGUUACCAAAGCGGUUUUACGCUACCAAAGGUAAAAGAGGAAAAAGGAAGUUUGUUGAACCAGUGGUUGUUAAACAUAUCAAGAGUACUAAAGAAGUCGUGGACCUGUACGAUGAUAUGACAGCCAGGGAGCUUUCUGAAGUGCUCAAUGUAGAUUUGGACGUUGUUGCUGAAUCGCUCAUCGAUAUGGACAAGCAGAACCUCGAGAUAAUAGGCGAGGAUAAACCGAUUGAUAAAGAAUAUUUGAUCAAGACAGCUGCGCUUUUUGAUUGCAAACCACGCUUUGUUGCUAGGCCGCGCAAGAAGGACGCGGAAUCUGAUGAUGUUUUACCGCAACCUCCUCCGCACCCAUCAGAAUGCAUAAGCCGACCACCAGUGGUGACUAUUAUGGGGCACGUCGAUCAUGGAAAAACAACGCUGCUUGACGCUUUACGAAACAGUCAUAUUGUUGCUGGAGAAUUUGGAGGAAUCACACAGCAUAUCGGAGCAUUCUCAGUGGAUCUCAAAGGAGUUGGCCGUAGGGUGACAUUUCUUGAUACGCCUGGCCACGCAGCUUUUGCAGCCAUGCGAGCACGAGGCGCUAAAGGCGCUGAUAUCGUUGUUCUGGUUGUAGCUGCUGAUGAUGGUGUGAAGGAACAAACCGUGCAGAGCAUAAAGUUCGCUCAAUCUGCUGGAGCUCCUAUCGUUGUUGCUAUCAAUAAAUGUGAUAAACCUACUGCUGAUCCAAUGCGAGCCAAACGAUCUUUAAUGGAGCAUCAUGUCGUUGUAGAAGAGUUGGGUGGUGAUGUUCAAUGUGUUGAGAUUUCGGCUCUGCAUGCAAAAAAUCUCCCAGCUUUACAGGAGGCGUUGUUAAUGCAAUCUGAUUUGAUGGGCUUGAAAAGUACCCCCAAAGGACUUGCAGAAGGUGUUGUCAUUGAAUCAUCGGUAGUUCACGGAAUUGGUAAGGUUUGUACGGUGGUGGUGACUCGUGGCACAUUACGUAAGAAUGCCAUUCUUGUUGCUGGUGGAGCGUGGAGUCGAGUACGCACAAUGACGGAUGAAAACGGACGAAAUUUGCAGGAAGCGGGACCUAGUACUCCAGUUCGGGUUUCUGGGUGGAAAGAAGACAUUCCCAUGCCGGGAGAACUGAUCUUGGAAGUAGAAUCGAUGGAUCGUGCGCAGCGAGCUGUAAAAUAUCGUGCCGACAAGGAAAUGGCGGAGAAAGCGGAAAAGGACUGGGAAGCGAUUGAAGAGCGCCGGAGAGAGGAACGUGAAAAGUAUUUAGCCAAUCGUCAAAAACUUUUGGAUAAGGGUUAUCGAUAUGGGUCAACUUUGCGACAGGUAGUUCACAAGGAGAAACGACUGGAGAAGCCUAAAGAUGAUGGUUUUCCAAGGCUCCAUUUAUUGCUCCGCGCUGAUGUGGAAGGAACGCUGGAAGCAAUUUUGAAUGUGAUAGAUACUUAUGAUAGUGAAAAAUGCAAGUUUCAACUGGUUGAUUUCGGGAUUGGUCCUCCUACGAUCGCGGAUUUGGAAAUGGCAAAAGAAGCUGAAGCUCUAAUUUACCUCUUCAACGUGCAACCACCCACUGCUAUCCGUACGCAAGCUGAACAAGAUGGUAUACGUAUAGAGCAAUUCAAUGUCAUCUAUCGGCUCGUCGAAGCUCUGAAGGAUGAGUUAUCGCGGACCCUGCCAAAACUCACCGAACUGGAACUUGUUGGGGAAGGACAUGUCCUUAAGGAGUUUCUAAUUUCCGACCGCAAUAGAAAAAAGCAGCCUAUCGCUGGCGUUCUUGUGGACUGGGGAAACUUUCAGAGGGACUGCAUUUUCAAAUUUCUACGGGCUGGCAAGCCGUUUUAUGAGGGGGAGGUGGAGUCAAUGAAACAUCAAACAGAAAUGGUCAGCAGUGCGACAACUAACACGGAGGUUGGGCUUGCUCUAGGAGACAAAAGUGUUCGAUUCAAAGAAGAUGACUCAGUUGAGGUGUACAUCAAAAAAGAAGUGCCUCAGACUAUCGACUGGAAUCCUCCCGGUUUCUGA
Messenger RNA from Haemonchus placei, 2061 nucleotides. NCBI's taxonomy places the organism in Eukaryota, Metazoa, Nematoda, Chromadorea, Rhabditida, Trichostrongylidae. The record is from the annotation of a GenBank genome assembly.